GCAAGUUGUAGAACUACGGGGCCGUUAAACCAAAGCCAAGCCUCCCGUUGGAACAAGGACUCUUCCCAGAAGCCCGACAUGGAGCAGAGGUUGCGGUCAGCCUCCAGUGUGGAUGAGGUGAUGAGUCUUGUUUAUCCGUCCUACUGGACCGCUCUCAAGUGUCACUCUAAACUCGCCGCUGCCACCACCAAGGGAGCAUUCGAUGCGUCCGCCACCGCUAGAUCUGCCUUCCGGCCACCAGCGCAGGGCCACAGGCUGCACACGUCCACGUCUAAUUCUGAGAGGCCCAUGUUUGCGGCCGCCCACUUCUCCUUGGACAUCCUUAAAAGUGUAGAGCUGGAGUGGAGGAAGACCCAGUGUACACCGCGGGAAGUGUGUGUGGACGUGGUCCAAGAGUUCGGAGUUCCGACCAACGUGUUCUACAAACCGCCCUGUGUGCUAGUGCACAGAUGUGGAGGAUGCUGCCACUCUGAGGACAAGCAAUGCAGGAAUAUCUCCACCGGUUACCUCAGCAAAACACUGUUAGAGAUCACAGUGUCCCUCACCCACGGUACCAAGCCAGUGACCAUCAGCGUCGCCAACCACACCCAGUGCAGCUGUCUGUCCAAACUGGACGCCUACAAACAAGUCCACAGUAUCAUCAGGAGGUCCCUGCCCGAGUGUCCGUCAGCCAACAGGACGUGUCCUCAUGGCCAGGCUUGGAGCAGCAGGCUGUGUCAGUGUGUUCACGGGACGACCACCGUGCAGCACAGCCACCCUCCACCACCACCUCCCAGGGCUUCACCACACCACAUGGCAGACUUAUUUCCGGCAGAUAUGUGUGGCCCAGACAAGGAGCUGGACAUUGAGAGUUGUCAGUGCGUCUGCCGGCGUCGGGGUCCAGCUCACGGCGACUGCGGCCCCAACAGACACAUGGACCGCAACAGCUGCCAGUGCGUCUGCAACGUACCCGCCCCCACCGUCUGCCCAAUCAGUCACGUCUUCAACAAGGAGACGUGCCAGUGCACCUGCAACAAGACGUGUCCGAGACACCAACCACUCAACAAAACCAAAUGUUCCUGCGAAUGCAACGAGUCGCCCAACAGGUGUUUCCUCAGAGGACGGAGGUUCCACCAAGCUACCUGCAGUUGUCACAGGCCCCCCUGCGAGGUGAGGAAACGGAGGUGUGAUCCGGGUUUCUCCUUCAGCGAGGAGGUGUGCCGCUGCAUCCCGUCCCACUGGAGACGGCUGGACUAGCAUCCGCCCAACACGAGACGCUUCGUGACGCACUAGCCGGCGACCAGAGAGAGCUGCCGGUCUGCCCCAUCAGCAGUGACCGCUGCUGAAACAAAACCAAAACAACAACACCAAGUAAUUAGACGGAGGUUGGAGCUGGACUGGGAACGAAAGCCAGUGGAUUAAAAUGGACCCUUACAGACAUGGGAGACAGUUGGCACGUGGAGGAUGCAGAGCCAAUGGGAAAUUUAAAGUGUAAUUUGUUGGUUUUCAUGGACAUUUUUUUUUUUAAGGAGACAAACUGCCCUGAAAACACACCAGAAUGAACUAAAAAGAAUGACUCUAAACUCAUGAAUUGUUUUUAAAAUAUUGUCAAAAUGAUUUUUAAACUAUUCUUUGUAUUAAUUAUGUCUUAUUAUUCAGAUAUUGAUUAUAUAAUUUAUUAAAUGUUUUUUUCAUCCUCUGUAAUUCAAUCUUUUCCAUGAAAAUACACUGUGAUCAAUAUUUUUGUAUCCUGUAAAGUAUAAGU
Messenger RNA from Lampris incognitus (smalleye Pacific opah), 1744 nucleotides. RefSeq names its product vascular endothelial growth factor c (gene vegfc). Bases 79 to 1236 code for a protein of 385 amino acids. Lineage: Eukaryota; Metazoa; Chordata; Actinopteri; Lampriformes; Lampridae. Gene Ontology annotation, biological process: positive regulation of protein phosphorylation; vascular endothelial growth factor signaling pathway; induction of positive chemotaxis. The record is from RefSeq and is a predicted model, not a curated record. Gene Ontology annotation, cellular component: membrane. The transcript is spliced from 7 exons. Gene Ontology annotation, molecular function: growth factor activity; vascular endothelial growth factor receptor 3 binding; chemoattractant activity.